Gossypium raimondii (Peruvian cotton) is the source of this 671-nucleotide messenger RNA. Its product is annotated as histone H3.2. Bases 85 to 495 code for a protein of 136 amino acids. The record is from RefSeq and is a predicted model, not a curated record. NCBI's taxonomy places the organism in Eukaryota, Viridiplantae, Streptophyta, Magnoliopsida, Malvales, Malvaceae. Gene Ontology annotation, cellular component: nucleosome. The transcript has a single exon. Gene Ontology annotation, molecular function: DNA binding; protein heterodimerization activity; structural constituent of chromatin.
CCCAUCGAAAGCAUUUUCUUUCAAAAUUCCUUCAUCUUUCUUGCAAUCCAAACACCCUUAUUCUCUCAUCAAAUUGUUUAACAAAUGGCUCGUACUAAGCAAACUGCGAGGAAAUCAACCGGCGGCAAGGCCCCACGUAAGCAACUAGCCACGAAGGCUGCUCGGAAGUCAGCUCCGGCGACAGGAGGAGUGAAGAAGCCUCACCGUUUCAGGCCAGGAACUGUGGCUCUCAGGGAAAUCAGGAAGUACCAGAAGAGCACCGAGCUCUUGAUCAGAAAGCUUCCAUUCCAGAGGCUUGUGAGAGAAAUCGCUCAAGAUUUCAAGACCGAUUUAAGGUUCCAAAGCAGCGCUGUCGCCGCUCUUCAAGAAGCUGCCGAGGCUUAUCUCGUCGGACUGUUUGAAGAUACUAAUCUAUGUGCUAUUCAUGCUAAGAGGGUUACCAUCAUGCCUAAAGAUAUCCAGCUUGCCAGGAGGAUCAGAGGCGAGAGAGCUUAGGUUAGUUUGUUUUAGUUGACUAGUGCCUAGAAUUAGAGAUAUAUGCUUGUGUUCGUUUGGUUGUAUUAUCUUUCUCUGCAAGUGUUGGAUUUAAAUCGAUCGAAUUUUAAUGGAUGCUGUAUAGUUUCAUGAUGUUUUCAUGAAAUUUGGUUAAUGGAAUGGCAACAGUUUCUUCA